Messenger RNA from Thamnophis sirtalis, 2301 nucleotides. The record is from RefSeq and is a predicted model, not a curated record. NCBI's taxonomy places the organism in Eukaryota, Metazoa, Chordata, Lepidosauria, Squamata, Natricidae.
GAUGGGGUGGGGGGUGGGGCAAUAGGAAUUACUCAGUUUGGAGUCCCAGGGAUUCCCUUUCAACGCUACGAGGAAGUUGCAGUAACAGAAAAGAGCGAAGGAAAGAGAAGAGCCCACCGGUUGAUAAACAAAUAUACCAGCAAAUCAGAGAAAUACCCAUGCGAUUACCACCUUCAAGAUUCGUGGCAGAGACUGAAAUGCAAUGUCUAGAAACUACAGUACUCCCACACUUGCAACCAAAAGUAUGAAUCUGUUGCUGUCAGUUCCCAGAGUUUCUUCCAAGGUGACAAAACCUAAUGGACUUCAAAGAUUUAGAGGCUGCCUUUAGAUAAUGUCAGAUGGGGAUAAGCUAACAAUAAUUGCAAGAGCUGAGAGAAGAGGAAUGGAGGAAGACUGAAGAAAGAAAUGAAAACACGAUAUAGCUACCAACAACAAUUAAGUGAUGCACUUGUUAUUCUUAAAAUGAACUAUUCAAAAUAUGUGCAAGUGGAUGAACAAUGCAGAAUAGAUUUAUCAGCUGCAAAAAUAGAUAAGUUAAGGAGAAUCAUUGAUGAGCAAACAGAUAAAAUCGAAUAUUUAACAGCGAUGUUAGAGGAAGAGAAAGACAUGAGAGAUGAAAAGCUUCAACGUGAAGGGUACGUUGAUGUGGAGUGGCAUCGGCAACAGAUGCGAGAGUUGAGAGAGCAAAUAGGUAGCCUGAUUGAAAAAAACUCACAGCUUCAAGAAAUUGUGAAACUGGGAGCGAGAGAACAGACUUACUUAGAGGGCGAACUAAAACUUUUGCAGAACAAAAUGGAAAAAGAAGUGAAGUUAACGGAAAAGUUAACAAAUGGUUUUGACUUACUGAAGGCGGAACUUGACAGAGAGAAAGAAAAACUGCAAGCAAAGAUUCAGGAACUAAAAGAAGCUCAAGAUGCUGCCACAAAGUUAAAAGAAACUGGAGCUCAGCCAUUAGCAAAGAAAGGCUCAGAUCUGGAAGGAACAGUGAAAAAGGGCCGAAAAAAAGACACCAAAGGGAAAACUGUCAAAGAGACAGCCAGUAAAGAGGCAGCUCUUAAACCAAAAACCACCAAAGAAGCAGGCACCAAACAAGCAGCCGCCAAAGAAGCAGCCACCAAAGAAGCAGCCGCCAAAGAAGCAGCCGCCAAAGAAGCAGCCACCAAAGGAGAUGGGACAAGUGAAAUUUGUGAUGAGGCAAUGGCGGCUGAGAGAAAAGCAUUAUAUAAUGAAAUAAAAAGGCUUAAGAAAGCUGAAGAGGAAGCAAGAUUGCAAGCACUAAAACUUCAGAAGGAAUUCAGUGAGUUGAAUCAAUGUUGGGAAUUAAAGUUUGAUAUUCUAAAGAGAAGCCUGCAUGCUAUUAAGAAUGAGAUGCAUAUUAGACAAUCACUGCAACAAUCAGUGAAAUUCAGACGCCCAUUACUAAAUGAAAGGAGAGCUGUACCUAUACACAUCCAGAAUCGAACUCAGAAUCCUCCACAUAAGCGCCGUUGGAUCUCAAGUAGUUUGUAUAUGCCGUGUUCACCUCUGCCGGAGAUAACUACUGAGAUAGAUGUUGAGUCAGAUGAUGAAGAUGCUAACAGUCCAGCUACACCUGCAGUACCCAGUGUUUUAACACCAGCUGAAACAAGUCAAAAAGAAGAUCAGAUUUAAACGCUAGGGGAAGUCAGGAUUUUUUGUAACAUAAAUUUAAACUUUGUAUCUCAUUUAUUAAUGAAAACUCUUUGAAACACAACGUUUGGAUCUGUUGUUAUGUAAUAUUAUGUACUAUUAUGUAAUCAUCUGUUCAAGUCAGUGGAGAAUUUCAUCAGAAUAAAAAUUUCAAAAUUGUGGUAUGGGAAAAAUUUCCCUAUGAUACUGUCAUAAUUAAAUACUUUUAAGAUUUGGGGUUAGCUGUGAAAAGUUCAUUAAUUAUAACACUUUCCCAUUACAACCAAGGGAACGAGUUGGCUUGAUUAAUGAACUAUAAUAAGUAUGAAUUACCAAUUAAUAUUGUUUAGAGUAAUCUUCUGAAGGUUCAGCAAACCUUCAGAUGGUUGAAUUUAAGACCCAUAAUCCCCUGCUAAAUUAUCCAGAAGAGAAGAAUGCUUUAUCUUACCAGGCUAGAAAUGGGGAGAUUGUGAGUUCCAGAUGUACCUUUAGCAUUGAAAAAUUGACUGGCUGACUUUGAAUCAGUCACUCUCUCUCAAUUCAACUCACUCAUAGGAUUGCUAUUGUGGAGAAAAUAGGAGGAGGAAGAUGUAUUGGUUAUGAUCACUUCCUUGAUUUAUUUUGUAGAAAUAAGGUGGGAUACAAAUAAAUACC